AUGUGUAUUACUGAAUUCUUGUGUGCAGGUGAGCAGCUUGUUGUGUUCGACUUCACAACAAAUACAUCCUGGAGUUUUACCCACGCUUCCAUGAGCUUCGAUGACGACAGUGCGUUUUCAAUCAAUGGCCAGUCUUACAAUUUCUCACUGGGAAUCAACGGUAUAGCCCUGUCUCCAACCUUCAACUACAUUCCCACCUGGGUGUUGCGGGACAAAGAUGCGGAUUUCGUGGGCAACCUACGACUCGUUGGGCAAAAGAAGUCUAACUCUGAUGCUCUUCUGUUUGGACACCGAGGCUUGUACUACGGAGCUUUGGCGCAUGAUGCAAUAUACAGAUGGGAAAUAGAAACAGACUUAAUGCAGCAGGGUGUACUUGAAGGAGAGGUCCAGCUGGUGACCGAAACGCCUCUGGCGCAGAACUGGGAGUCCUUACAGUGGCCCGAUGGGUUAGCCUUUGGUAACUACGAUUCAAGCAACUUGUACUACGUCAGUGCCCGCGCUCAGCUGUUUCAUAAUGGGAAGUUGAACUUUACUGGAGGUCAAGGUUAUAAUUAUAGAAUAGGCAAAAUAAUCGCUGUGGGCGAUGAAAGCUACCUCACAAAUUCUGGUCAGUACUAUACUUAUAUGGAUAUCAUCGGCUAA
Candidula unifasciata is the source of this 642-nucleotide messenger RNA. The record is from the annotation of a GenBank genome assembly. NCBI's taxonomy places the organism in Eukaryota, Metazoa, Mollusca, Gastropoda, Stylommatophora, Geomitridae.